Molecule: messenger RNA, 1469 nt
Organism: Xiphias gladius (swordfish)
Lineage: Eukaryota; Metazoa; Chordata; Actinopteri; Istiophoriformes; Xiphiidae
Gene: bloc1s5
Product: biogenesis of lysosomal organelles complex-1, subunit 5, muted
Exons: 5
Coding region: 312-779 (155 amino acids)
Cellular component (GO): transport vesicle; BLOC-1 complex
Source: RefSeq, a predicted model, not a curated record
ACCCGGAAGUAGUUGUAAAUAUUUACAUUUCGGGUCAGCUGACUUCCAUUCACCUGAUUACAAUUAUCAAAAUCAUAACAUGUUAUUUAUAUUGUAGCUAAUAUGUAUUACUAUAUGAUUAAAUAAUAGGUCUACGUCAAUGACUGGUUGAUUCGUUCUGCUAAGUUGCCCUUUUGCUUUUAGCAACCAGUUAGCUUAGCAUCUGGAACAUUUAGCAAGUGAUUAGCAGUAAGCAGCUGGUUGAGCUAGCUGUUCCGCAGGAAACAAAACUUUGAUUUAACUACUAUAACAGGUCUGCAGAGUGUGUAAAAAUGGACAAGAUUGUUAAAGAUGUUGGUGAUAUUCAGUCCCGUCUGUUACACCACAGACCCAUCAUCAAUGCAGAGAUCUGCUACUUUGUGAGAGAGUUUGAGGAGAAACGUGGACACCGGGAGAGCAGACUGCUAAAUAAUCUCAGUAAAAUGGUGGUGGAAACAAAUGACCAAAUGCUACCCAUAACUUUAGAGGGUAUGAACCAGGGUAUGAUGUCUAACAUCAUUAAAAGGUUGGAGGCUGCUAAUCACAUGGCAGACAGAGUUCAGCAGAGGGAGCUAGAGGCACAGCAGAUCACCCAGCUUCAGAUGAACAUGGAGCGUUUGAAAGAUGAAUGGGCAGACUUCCUGAAGGAGCAGCAGAGAUUAAAGGAGGAGGUGGAUGAGGAGCACGCUGAGGCUGUGGGACAACUCAGCACCUACUACAGUGAAAUGAAGAUGGACCUAACAAAGUUUUCACCCCUCUAAUCAGUUGAUGUUUGUGAGGGUAUGAGUCAACAAACACAUUCUCAUUUAUACAAACACUUUAUUACAGACAUGGGCAUCUAUCUAUUCUGCGCAUGCAAAAUGAUGACACUGGCUUUGAUUGAUGUACUUGGUAGUUGGCAAAAAGAGCAUAAAACUUGGCAUUUUUGCUCCUUCACAAGAGUCAACAUUUUCCAAAUCAUGAAUACGUGUAUAUGUGUGAUUAACAAUGUGGCAAUUUCACACGCCAUCAAACUCACAAUUUUUUGUCUGUACCACAUGGAACUUGCAUGGCAUGCAAAAGGUGCAAAAGGUUUGGAAUAUGUCACUUUUAAACAAGCAAUCAUUGAAGGCUGUAAAGUUUUCAGAAUUUCAAGAUUUUUGAUGGAUGUCUGCCUGAAGGGUGCUGAUGAUAAAUUUCAUCGACCUCAAGUUGAAAAGAACCAAGCACAGGUCAAGUGCUGUAGAAACAAGCUCAAGCAGAAAAGUUUUCAGAACAAAUCAUCUGUCACCAGCUCUCCUGUGUUUACAACAUUUAACCUCUUACAUUAACUUCAAAUAACUGUCUGUGUAACUUUCAUUUCUGCUGAAACCAAUGUAAAUGAUCAGUAGCAGCUGUUUUUUUCUGAUUUUAAUGAGUCACAAAUCCAAAAUGUUAUUGCUGAUUAAACAGAAAAUAAGCAUAAAUCAAAU